This is a messenger RNA of Phytophthora infestans T30-4, 483 nucleotides long. RefSeq lists its product as uncharacterized. The transcript has 3 exons. NCBI's taxonomy places the organism in Eukaryota, Oomycota, Peronosporomycetes, Peronosporales, Peronosporaceae. Bases 1 to 483 code for a protein of 160 amino acids. The record is from RefSeq and is a predicted model, not a curated record.
AUGAUCCGCAAGCGAGGUUAUUCACUUAGGGGACACAAGUUUGCAAUUUGUGGUGAUUUCCAACGUAAACCACGCGUUUCAGUCCUGGCGUUUCUGGGAGUUGAUGGAAGCAUUGACUAUUAUAAUACUGACGGAACAUUCGACCGUGUCAAGUUCUUCACGUGCUGCAGAUAUUUUGCGUAUUCCAGUCGUGGAAAGGUUCGCCAGUACCCUGGCACCCAUUCGGUAUGGAUUUUGGAUGGCGCCUCAAUUCACCGAGACCCAGAAAUAAUUUACUUUCCUCCGGAGCAUUAUGUUGAGUCAAGUGGUAGCGAUCUACUUCCGUUUGUGAUUGAAACGUUCACACGUUUCGAAACGUUUAAAAUGGCGAGCGACUUUCAGCACUGUGGCUGGACAAUACAGGGCCUUUUCGAUCCGACUGCCCCCUUCACUACUCUUGGUGUUCGAUGUCCUUCAUGUUCUCCAUUGAAACUAGCGGAUUAA